Molecule: messenger RNA, 4583 nt
Organism: Chanos chanos (milkfish)
Lineage: Eukaryota; Metazoa; Chordata; Actinopteri; Gonorynchiformes; Chanidae
Gene: yeats2
Product: YEATS domain containing 2
Exons: 30
Coding region: 1-4308 (1435 amino acids)
Biological process (GO): regulation of DNA-templated transcription
Source: RefSeq, a predicted model, not a curated record
AUGUCUGGAAUCAAAAGGAAAAUAGAGGAUAAGGACCCAGAUUAUGAAGACAUUUCAUUAGUUCAAGAGAGCAAGAGAAGCAAACUUGUGGAACAAAAUGCGCGGGAAGCCACGGUGCAGAAAAUCGAAGCUAUCAUAAGAGACCAGUUCUGUUUGGAGAUGAAGAACAAAGAACAUGAAAUCGAAGUGAUUGGACAGCGGCUGAAUGAAGCCCGGAGGAUGAUGGACAAACUGAGGGCCUGCAUUGUGGCCAAUUACUACGCUAGCGCGGGACAGCCGAAGACACAGGAGGCCUCCAAGGCUGACCCCUCUGUGCUGAAUCACCCAGCCAUCAAACGCUUUCUGGAGUCGCCCUCUCGCUCUUCCUCCCCCCUCAACCAGGGUUCAGAGGCCGCCUCCCUGGGGCCGUCGGAGGCGGAGUCUCUGAGCCAGGCGGGCGAGGCCGGGGACCGGGACGGAGAGGCGGGGUGGAAAGAGGAGGCGGGGCGUCGGGAACGCAGGCCGGGUCGGAACACGGGGAAGGACACAUUUGGGGUGCCAUCAUCCGUCGAUCAGCACGUGACCUAUCACAGCACAGGAGAAGAAGCCUCACGGCUCUACGUGAAAAAAACGAUCGUCGUGGGAAACGUCUCAAAGUAUAUAGCUCCUGAUAAGAGAGAGGAGAAUGACCAGUCUACUCAUAAGUGGAUGGUGUAUGUUCGCGGCUCACGGAGGGAACCCACCAUUGACCACUUUGUGAAGAAGGUUUGGUUCUUUCUCCACCCAAGCUACAAACCCAACGACCUGGUGGAAGUCAGUGAGCCUCCGUUCCACCUGACCCGUCGGGGAUGGGGGGAGUUUCCGGUGCGUGUGCAGAUCCACUUCAAGGACCCUCGGAACAAACGAAUCGACAUCAUUCACCAUUUAAAGUUGGACAGGACAUACACAGGCCUGCAGACGCUUGGUGCAGAGACGGUGGUGGAUGUGGAACUACACAGAAACUCUCUGGGCGAAGACUUCAUUCCCUUCCCCUCCUCCUCUUCAGCAUCAUCAUCUUCCUCCUCCCAGCUCACGACCGCAGCCGCCUCCUCUGGCCAAGCCUCCUCGCAGAGCUCCAGACGCCCCACCUCCCCCCACCACCUCAACUCUCACUCCGGAGGUGAGAGCGGUCUCAACAUCAAAACCGAGUCAGGGCGACACACGUGCUCUGAACGAACUUCGGCGCAGCCCAAAACCGCCGAGAAGAUCACGCUGGGUUCCCAUGGCAACUCCGCCUUUCAGCCAAUCACGGCGAGCUGCAAAAUCGUGCCGCAGGGACAGGCGCCCAGUCCCGCAGAGUCUCCUGGGAAAUCGUUCCAGCCAAUCACGAUGAGCUGCAAAAUCGUGUCAGGCUCCCCCAUCUCGACGCCGUGUCACUCCCCCCUCCCGAGGACACCCACCUCCUCCACGCCCGCCCCUGUGAGGCAGGGGGCGUCCGUCAUGAACAACCCCUACAUCAUCGUAGACAAACCCGCACAGGUCGUCGGAAUGACCCCGCCCACCGCUUCUGACACGAUUCUUCCGGAUGUUUCUCUUUCAGGGAGUCCUGCAGCCCAGUCAGUGCGCUCUCCAGCCCCCAAAAUACACACAGGCAGCUUCCUGUCCUCAGGAGUCAAGGUGAUCAUUAAACAGGAGCCCGGUGAAGUGCCCACUCAGCCCCCUACCCCGCAGCAACAACAGGCGGCCGUCUCCACGGCGACGCAGCCCCAGUCCGCCACGCAGCAGUUUGUGGCCGUGAAGGGUGGUCACAUGAUCGCCAUGUCGCCGCAGAAACAGAGCGGGGCGGGGACAGGGGCUGGAGCCACGCCUAGCAAGGUCUUGGGUAUCCCUGUUGGAUCAGCUCUUCAGUCCGCUGUCAAGCAAGUGGCUAUCAGCAGUGGUCAGAUCCUGGUUGCCAAGUCCAGCCCAGCCGUUUCCAAGGUGAUGGGACAGAAGCAGGUGGUUGCCCAGGGUGUUGCUAAGGCCAUAGUCAGCGGAGGUGGCGCUGGAGGAGCCAGCGGCAUCGUGGGACAGCAGGUGCACACGGUUUCCAAGGCCGCAGGCGGCUCGACCGGAAGCGGCAAAAGUGGAGUCAUGGCCACGUUGCAGCUGCCUGCAAAUAACCUGGCUAAUCUGGCUAAUCUCCCGCCGGGUACAAAACUGUAUCUGACCACCAACAGUAAGAACCCGUCUGGAAAAGGCAAACUGCUCCUCAUACCACAGGGAGCCAUUCUCAGAGCGUCCAACAGCGCAGGUCAGCAGUCCCAGAGCUCAGCAUCAGCUGGGUCAGGAUCCAGUCAGAGUUCCAGUUCAACCUCAGGAUCCAACCUUCCAUCCAACCUCUCCUAUACGUCUUAUAUACUCAAACAGACGCCACAGGGCACGUUUCUGGUUGGGCAGCCAGCUGGUUCAGGAAAGCAGAGCGCGUCGGGCUCAUCGGCUCACGCGGUGUCUAGCCCCUCCUCUGUUACUCAGCAGGCCAUUCGGGUCACUGCUGGGCAGAAGGCGGCCAUUUUGGCUCAGGUGGUGGGCGGGGCUCAGGGCUCUCAGGUGAAACUGUCGGACGGUUCGGUGAAGACGGUAACGGGGGUGGGCACCCACCUGUCUAAACCAGGUACCACCACCCUGAGAAUGGCAGGAGGAGUUAUCACAGCGACAAGCUCCGCCCCCGCCACGCCCCCCACUGCAGCCUCCGCACCCACCUCACAGCAGCCUGCAGAGGGCGCCACUCUGCUCUCAACUCAGUCUGUAUCGGGGGCUAAACCUGUGGGCCAGCACCCAGUCCUGAUGGCAGCCAAUCAGGCUGCAGUCAUCAACGCGGCCAAGAGCACCAGCUCUGUGGCCGGCCUGACCAAAGCUGCGGCUGGCGCCAUGGUAACAGUCGCCAAGAGCGUCAACAUGCCUGUGAUCAGUCUGUCAAAGGCGGCGGGUUCUGCGAUAGUGGGCCUGCCCAAAAGUGCCAGCCCCUCUCUGGUCGGCGGGGGAACAGUCAGCGGGAAGACAGCUGCUGCUCUUUCAGGCAUGCUGAAGAUCCACUCCGGUCAGUCCAGUUCCCAGCAGACCGUGCUGACCAUUCCGGCCAAUCAGCUCAAGCAGCUGGGCGUUGGCUCCGCCUCCGGGAGCCUUCAGACCAUCCUCAUGCCCGUCAGCAAAGUGGUCCAGUCCAGUUCUGGAUCCAAAGCUCCAGCCAGCAGUACUAACAACAGUAGUUCUGCCCAGAGUGGAGUCACUCCGUCAGCUUCAACACCAACCACUAUAACUCACGUGAAAACAGAGCCUGGUUUGGUGAGCUCCAGUCAUACCACUCCCACACUCCAGACCUCUACCCCAACGCCGUCUACAUCAGCCACCGUAUCCACGACAACAGCCCCCGUAUCCACGACAACAGCCCCCGUGUCCACCAGCACAGCAGCCACUGUUAAAGUGGAACAGGGCACAGAGGCUUCUCACGAGCUUAUAAAUUCUGAACACAUAGAGAACCUGACACAGUUGCUGACAGCGGCAGUGAAGAAAUUCCCCCUGAUCCUGCAUGAAAAGACUGAGGAUUCUCCUCCGUUCUGUGCAUCCUCCAUUGAGCAGUAUUAUUCCUGGAACAUUGGCAAACGCAGGGCAGCUGAGUUGCAGAGAGCAGUGGCAGUCAAAAGACUGGUACAGGAUGUUUUGGAUAAAGCCCCUCGGCUGCAGGCCAUCUCUCCACCCAAAACCAGAGAGGUGGUGCAGUGGUGUCGUCACCGUGGUUACACUCCCCCCGACCCCGAACCCCGCCGCUCUGAAGAGAACUCGAUAGAGGACAUUCUCACACAGAUAGACAGCGAACCAGAGUGCAGGUCCACCCUGUUAGACUGUGAGGAGCUGUGUCAGAGGCUGGAGCAGUUACAGAGGCUGUUAAAAACCGAACCAGAGAACGAGGACGAGGAACCCAUCGACAUCAUCAGCAUCACCAACCCACCCACCAGGGUCAAGGUCAAACAAGAGCAGGAAGAGGCGGAGCAAGAGCCCAAGUACUUCCUGGCCCCGUGCCCCUCGGCUCAAUUUGUGAGGGAAACGGCCGAACAGAUUGGUGUGUCGUUUGAGCCAGUAGAGGUGGAGAAGAAUGUGUUUGCUCCGGUGGUGGAAGCCAUGAUUCUGAAGGCCACAGAGCAGUUUGCCAGUGAAAUCCUGAGGGAAUCUCUUGCCAGUGCAUAUGCAAAAUCCCCUCAAAACAGGGCACCCAGAGAGAUCUCAUCCAUGAACAUUCACCAGGCAGUGAGCAGUAUUCCCACCUGUGACUUCCUCACGAACAGGCACAUGGGCGUCUUGCUGAAAGACUGAAGAUAGGCUGUAACAAUACAAAUACAGCCCGAAACACCAGCCUGGCAACAAACCACUCACCUCUGCCACAGCACCUACGGACACCUGGCAAUCUCUGACCAAUCACAGACACGAUGUCCUCUCCCUCGACCGUGUCACAGUGCAACGGAACCGUUGCCCCGGACUACGGAAUUCUAGAAUCAAAUUGAAUCAGAGUUAGAAUUUAGAGUUCUGUCGACAGUUACAAUGGUGUAAUUCCACAAAUGAUGUCAUAACCUCUGCUCUUCUAUGGCCUU